AUGGUCGACUUCAGAACAGAAGUCAAAUACCUUGGAGUCAUCCUGGAUCAAAAACUGACAUGGAACUCCCACCUGAAAAAGGUGCAGUCCAAGGCUGCCCUAGCACUCCACACCUGCCGCAGACUCCUGGUUAGAAACUGGGGUCUUAGGCCAAAAAUGAUCCUCUGGUCAUACAUGGCCAUUGUUAGACCCAUGGUCACCUACGCAGCUGCGGUAUGGUGGCCAAAAACUGAACAGAGGGCGGCGCAACUACAGCUGCAAAAGAUUCAGAGGCUUGCAUACCUCAGUGUCACCGAGGCCAUGAGAACCUGCCCCACUGCAGCUUUAGAGGCCAUUCUGGACCUUCUACCUCUCCACCUACAAGUUCGUAAAGUUGCUGCCAGCUCGGCAAUUUGUCUGAGCCACGUUACACCUAUGCCAACUAGUCGGACUGGACAUAUGAGAAUACUUAUAACUGACGGCCUAUGCGACAUUGCUCAACUCCCCAUGGAUGCGAUGAAGACAAAAUUCAACUUCGUGCGCAACUACAAAACUGUCUAUACAGACAGAGAGACGUGGGCAAUGAGAGGGCCCCUCUUCAAAAGGGGUGCCUUACAGUGGUACACCGACGGCUCCAAAACAGCAAAGAGUGGAACAGGAGCCGGUAUCAGCGGUCCUAACUACCGUGCGUCGAUUUUCAACGCCCUCCAUCUUCCAGGCAGAAAUAUCGGCCAUCAACUCUUGCGCCAAGAUCAACCGAAACAAAGGUAUGAAAGGCGCAACAAUCGACAUACUAACAGACAACCGAGCUGCGGUCAAGGCUCUCACAGCCUACUGUGUGACUCUACACUAGUCUGUGAAUGUAUCACUAAACUCAAGCUCUUAGCCGAGGAUAAUCACGUUACACUCUGGUGGAUUUCGGGGCAUAAGGGCAUUAAAGGUAAUGAGGAAGCAGAUGAACUCGCGAAGAAAGGGGCACGCUCACUCCUGAUAGAACCGGAACCCUGGUGCGGGGUCAAUGCCAGCUACAUCAAAAAACACCUAACAAUCUGGGAGGACGAACUAAAGUUCUCAUACUGGAGCGACACUAGGGGACUGGCCCAGGCCAAAAAGUUCAUUACCUAUUCGCCACAGAGAACACGGGAUCUACUUUCCCUAGACAAGAGAGACUUAACCACUCUGGUAGGCCUUCUCUCUGGUCACUGUCAACUCAAAUAUUACCUCAAUACAAUUGGCAAAAUUGAGGAUGACGACUGCCGCUUCUGCAUGGAGACAACCGAGACGGCUGAGCACAUCAUGUGUAACUGCCUGGCUGUCGGCCAUCUCAGACAAGAAUUUAUGGGAGGGAUACUCAUCACCCCUGACCAAAUCAGGAAGUUAGAUCCCCGGCGGGUCGUAAGGUUUUUCAAAAGUCUUGACCUGGCGCAAUUUUAA
Molecule: messenger RNA, 1413 nt
Organism: Solenopsis invicta (red fire ant)
Lineage: Eukaryota; Metazoa; Arthropoda; Insecta; Hymenoptera; Formicidae
Exons: 1
Coding region: 1-1413 (470 amino acids)
Molecular function (GO): RNA-DNA hybrid ribonuclease activity; nucleic acid binding
Source: RefSeq, a predicted model, not a curated record